AUGGAGAACACCGCCGAAUAUGAUGCCUUGAAGUCUAUUAACGAGGAAGAACGAAUACAACUACAAAACAAGUUGUGUGCACAGAGGAUAGAGCUUGAGGAGAGGAAAAAAUACUUGGAAGAGUUAAAGAGAUCAAACGAAAGCAUUUUAAUGAGUAAUGAAGUAAAAGAAAGCAAUAUAACAAGGGAUAGCAGCAUAACAAGAAAUAUUAGCGGUGAUGAGUACCCUGAUCCUGAUCAAAUGCUAAAGAAUUUCUUAGAAUCCUUAGAAAAAGAAGACCAAGAAAAUGUACUAUUUAAAAAACAACUAAAUGGUAGUAAUGAUAGGAUAUAUUUAGAUAACCAUAUAAUUAAUGGGAGCCUUACCAAAGACCAGUUCUACAAUAACAGUAGCUCUUUAGAAGAACACACAGAUCACUCUUUCCUUUUUAAAAAAAACAAUUCAUCGGGGAAAAAUUUUAAUUUUAAAAUUAACAAGGUGAAAUACGAAAAGGUUAUUAACGUGAAACAGAAAAAUAUUAUUAAUUUUGAUAAGUCCACUCAGGUCAAUAUGUUUGAUAGUGGUUCCGCGACUGCCCCGACUACCGCCACUAUUACUGCUGCCGCUACUACUACUUCUUAUCAUCAAAGGAACGGAAAAGGGAAGAUGACUACUCUCUUCUCAAAUACGGGAGCCCAAAAGGAUAGUACCAAUAAAAUGGGGAAAUUACAUAGUAACAUGACCAUGUCAAGUAAAAAAAAUGUUGUCCUGAAAAAGAAGAAGCUAUCAGAAAAAGAGGAUUUUUCUUCUGAAGAGGGAGGCGAGGAACAAAGCGAAGAGAGAAACGAAUACAGAAGUGAAGAGGUUGACGAGAACAGGGUGGCGAACAGGGUGUCGAACAGGGAAGCAGAUGGGGAAGAGGACCUCGAACAGGACGCAGACAACAUCAAGAGCGAUAAGAGCAGUACCCACCAAAGGCUCUCAAACCAGGGAAAGCCAAAGAACUGCUUAAAAGAAGGAAAGAACAACAUCUUUGUAGACGAAGAGAAAAGGAAAAGCAUACUUAAGAGCAGCAGUUACAUGAAAUUUAUCCAGAAUAGCUCAAAAAUAAUAGAACGGUCCUUAGGUGAACAAGACAUGUUUAAUUCCACCUUCGAUUUUGUAGCAAAAGAUAUAAGCGAUGAAUCUGAAAGUUUUGAAAAAUUAAAAUUUCUUAAUACAUAUUACUGUAAAAAAUAUACAAAUGGAAGACCAAUCACAGAUGUAAAAACAUCUCAUAUAUAUAGCGAUUUAUUUUUAGCUUCUUACGGAUUGUCCGAUGUGUGUAAUUAUGCAGAUCCUGAUGGAUAUAUUUUAGUAUGGAAUAUAACAAUGAAUAGUAGACCAGAAUAUGUAUUCACAUCUCAACAUGCAGUAUGUACAACAUUGUUUAAUAAAUUUAAUCCUCAUUUAAUAAUAGGAGGUACUUAUACAGGUAAUGUUGUUUUAUGGGAUAUUCGAGCUAACCAAAAACCGAUACAAAAAACUUACCUGACCUCGCAAGGUCAUUUACAUCCAAUUUAUUGUGCAGAAGUUAUUGGUACACAAAAUGCUCAUAAUUUGGUAACAGUAGACACAGAUGGCAGAUUAUGUAACUGGUCUUUGAAUAUGCUUACCUAUCCAUCUGAUACAGUAGAUCUAAAAAGAGCAAACAAAGAAGUGUCUUGUUGUUCUUUUUCUUUUCAAGAAGGAGAAAUAAACACAUUAUAUGGAGGUGCAGAAGAUGGAUCUUUAUUUCAAGCUCAAAUACAUGGUAACAAAGUAGGUAUAACUGAAUAUUAUAAUAUUCAUCAUGGUCCAUUAACAGCUACACAAUUCCAUCCACUAAUUGAAGGUACCAAUGAUCAUAAUGAUCUCAUAUUAACAUCUUCAGUUGAUUGGACAUGUAAAUUAAUUAGUAUAAAACAACCUAGAAAUAUACUAUUCACUUUUAACACGUUUGAAGAUUAUCUAAUGGAUGUUAAAUGGAGUCCAACUCAUCCAUCCAUAUUUGCAGCAUGUAGUAGUAACGGAAAUAUUACACUAUUUAACAUCUCUUAUGAUAUGGAAUGUUCUUUCUUUGAAACCACUGUUCAGGAAAAAUCAACAAAUAAAAUUGCCUGGUCAUACGAUGGAAGGAAACUCAUUGCUGCUGACUCAGACGGGGGCUUGACCCUAUGGAAUGCAUCCACCGAAAUAUAUCAACCCCGAGCUGAAGAUGUUACUCAGUUUGACAGCAAAAUUGAAAAAUUGAAAGCCGAGUGCGUGCCGGCUGACCAGGUGGACAUGGAGAUGGUUUGA
Molecule: messenger RNA, 2298 nt
Organism: Plasmodium malariae
Lineage: Eukaryota; Apicomplexa; Aconoidasida; Haemosporida; Plasmodiidae
Product: cytoplasmic dynein intermediate chain, putative
Exons: 1
Coding region: 1-2298 (765 amino acids)
Biological process (GO): transport along microtubule
Cellular component (GO): cytoplasmic dynein complex
Molecular function (GO): dynein light chain binding; dynein heavy chain binding
Source: RefSeq, a predicted model, not a curated record